AUGUCCAUUUCUGACGGCGAAGGCAAUUUUGGGGACUUCGCUAUAACGGCUCAAGAUGACGCUUCUAGUACAUUGAGUAGUGAAGAGACGCCAACAGAAGAAAGUGAAAAUGUGACUUCGCCUGGAGGCUCCAUUAAACAAGGGGAUGGAAUUGGCAUGUGUGGGCUGACGGAAAUGGUUGCGCAAUGUCUUAGCGGCAACGGAAAAAAGAAUAAUGAGAACCAAACUGCUAGUUCGAGCCAAACUGACCCGCAGCCAUUUCUUCGCUCGUCGUUUUUCACUCACAUUCCACCUACUGUGCGCUUUUAUACGAAAGGAACAAGAGUCAGCAGACCAAAUCGAAAGCUGUGCAACCGAUUACAAUGGUGCCAUAACUCGCUACUCCCAAUUGUGAUGCGAAAUAGUCUUGCUGCCAGUCAUUUCAAGGUUGUCGAUGAAAGUUUGCAAUGGAUUGGAUACUGGGGUCGUCACUUGAAAAGUGUUCAAUAUAAAACUUUGAAGCCAAUUCAAAAGGUAAAUCAUUUUCCCGGAGCCUUCCAUAUUGGGCGUAAGGAUCGACUCUGGUUGCACUUGAAAGCUAUGCAAAAAACCUGGGGAGAUGAGUUCAAAGUUAUGCCAUACACGUAUGUUUUACCGAAAGAUGCCAAAGAAUUACGAGAUUAUCUCGAAUCGGAUCCGAAUCAUCAUGUUAUUGUCAAGCCGCCAGCUUCUGCACGCGGUACGGGCAUUUCAGUGACGCGGAAUCUCAAGGAAAUUCCUACGAAAACUGCUUUAGUGGCUCAACAUUAUGUGGCACGCCCAAUGACUAUCAAUGGAGCAAAGUUUGAUUUGCGUCUUUACGCUUAUGUGACGAGUCUUGAUCCACUUCGCUUAUAUUUAUAUGAGGAAGGUCUCGUGCGCUUUGCUAGUGUUCCAUAUUCUUCUUGUUUGUCAACGAUCUCAAAUCGUUAUAUGCAUCUUACAAACUAUUCAAUUAACAAGUUAGCCGAGGCUGAUGGAGUUGCCGAAGGAGCUGUACCAAAGUGGCGACUCUCGGAGCUGUGGACCUAUCUGGAUGCAAAUGGAUGGGAUGUUACCCAAAUUCAAGCCAUGAUUGACGACACGAUUAUUAAAGCCGUUAUCGCUUGUGAGAAGUCAGUUCGUGAGCAUAUGACUCGGUUCAUUGAUUGUGGGUUUGUCUGCCAUGAGCUAUUUGGUAUUGACAUCCUACUUGACGAGGAUGCCCGUCCUUGGCUAUUGGAGGUCAAUAUUUCUCCGUCGCUUCAUUCUGGAACACCUCUUGACAUUGCUGUCAAAGCGCCACUGGCAAAAGACGUGUUGAACAUGGCCGGGAUUCAGGUUCCCGCAGAUGAUGGUGGCUCGUUUUCUAGCUUUUGCGAAAAGCCAAGGUAUUGGCAGCAGGACAAAAAAACCAUGUCCAAGGAGCGGCACUUUGCUGGAAAAUACAAAAGAGAGGGCAGAAUUGGGAACUCGAUCACAAAACGUCUCACUCCGGAAGAUGUCCGAAUUUUGUGUGAAUUUGAGGACGAAUAUGCUAGAAAAGGAGAUUUCCGACUUUUGUUUCCAUCAUCAACUACGGUUGAGUUGCAACAAUACUUCCCCGAGGUUUUAUAUUCCAAUUUGCUUCUUCAGCAAUGGCAAAUUCUUCAAGACGAUGAUCGUCAAAUAGGAAUUGAUCGAUUAGAAGACUACUGUCGCGAUGGCUACUUAACAAAAUUUCUCGAAGAAUCUACAAUUCAGCAAGAGGACGUU
Messenger RNA from Mesorhabditis belari, 1752 nucleotides. Lineage: Eukaryota; Metazoa; Nematoda; Chromadorea; Rhabditida; Rhabditidae. The record is from the annotation of a GenBank genome assembly.